UGGAUCGCCGUCGUCGUUUGUCGACAGCGACGAGACCAGAAAGUUCUGAACGAUGACCUCGACGAUUGAUCCCAAGACUAUCGGAAGGCCGACCCGUCCUCGUCGCCAUGUCCGAACUCUGACGGGUUAUCUCCCCGAGACUGACGCGUCUGGCAAGGAGAAGUGGCCCCGCGGCGAGGAGAAGGUUUGGCGCGCCGGCAUGCGAAGCGUUGAUAAAGACGUCGAGAGUAUCACCAAAUCGUUCGUCAACCACGUCCAAACCUCGCUCGCUCGCCAGCCAUACAACCUCGAUGAUUUGGGCGCAUACCAGGCCGCGGCGUUGUCUGUUCGCGACAACCUCUUGGUCAACUGGAAUGAGACCCAGCUCAACUACACCAGGAAGAACCCCAAGCGGGCGUACUACCUCUCACUCGAGUUCUUGAUGGGUCGAACCCUCGACAAUGCGCUCCUGAACCUUGGUCUCAAGGACGAGUACAAGGAAGGUGUCAAGAAGCUCGGAUUCAACAUGGAAGACGUUCUCGACAAGGAGCGUGACGCUGCCCUCGGUAACGGUGGAUUGGGCCGUCUUGCUGCCUGCUACCUCGACUCUGGUUCCUCUACUGAAAUUCCACUCUGGGGUUACGGCUUGCGCUACAAGUAUGGUAUCUUCCAACAGCUCAUCUCGCCCGAGGGGAAUCAACUCGAGGCCCCGGACCCAUGGUUGGAGAACCAGAACCCCUGGGAGCUUCCUCGUCUCGAUGUCACCUACGAAAUUCGCUUCUAUGGAUCUGCGGAGAGGUUGAAUGACGGAAGCGGACGUGCCCUUUGGACUGGUGGACAGGAAGUCGUUGCUAUUGCUUUCGAUGUGAUGAUUCCUGGUUAUGGCACCAAGACUACUAACAACUUGCGGUUGUGGGAGUCGCGAUCGAAGCGAGGUUUCGAUUUGAACUCGUUCAAUGCUGGAAACUACGAGGGAGCUGUCGAGUCGUCCAACUCUGCUGAUGCCAUUACCUCUGUUCUCUAUCCUAAUGACCAUACUUCUUGUAAGCACAUCGGAAAGGAGCUUCGCCUGAAGCAGCAAUACUUCUGGACAGCUGCUAGCUUGGCUGAUAUCAUGCGACGAUUCAAGAACCAGGGCAAGCCCAUCCAGCAAUUCCCAGACUAUGUCGCCAUUCAGCUGAACGACACCCAUCCCACUCUUGCUAUCCCCGAGUUGAUGCGAAUUCUUAUCGAUGAAGAGGAUCUCCCCUGGGAUCAAGCCUGGACUAUUGUUACCAACACUUUCUUCUACACGAACCACACCGUGCUUCCCGAAGCGCUUGAGAAGUGGCCCGUUCCUCUCAUUGAGCAUGUUCUCCCCAGGCACCUGCAGAUUAUCUAUGACAUUAACUUGUACGUCAAUUGCAUCUUUACCCUGUUCUUCUUGCAAGCCGUUGAACGCAAGUAUCCCGGAGAUAGGGACAGGUUGGCCCGUAUGUCGUUGAUCGAAGAGGGACAGCCUAAACAGGUCCGAAUGGCCCACUUGGCCUGUAUCGGAAGCCGAAAGGUCAAUGGUGUUGCUGAGCUUCAUAGUGAUCUCGUCAAGACCACCAUCUUGAAGGACUUUGUUGAAUUUGAGGGCAUUGACAAGUUCAGCAACGUAACCAACGGCAUUACUCCGCGCCGAUGGCUCGACCAAUGCAACCCCGAGCUGAGCAACCUCAUCACCAAGACCCUUAAAGUCGACAAGAAGGUCUGGCUCAAGGACCUCACCAAGCUUGAGGGCCUGCUUCAGUUCACCGAAGACGCUGCAUUCCGCAAGGAAUGGGCUGCCAUCAAGCAACGCAACAAGGAGCGAUUGGCCCACCACGUCCGCACCACCCUUGGCUUCACUGUUCGAACGGACGCGAUGUUCGAUGUUCAGAUCAAGCGUAUCCACGAGUACAAGCGUCAAUCGUUGAACAUCUUUGGUGUCAUCCAUCGCUACCUCACCCUCAAAAACAUGUCUGCGGAACAGAAGAAGAAGGUCAACCCGCGUGUUGUGUUCUUCGCCGGAAAGGCUGCCCCUGCUUACUACAUCGCCAAACUUACCAUCCGCCUGAUCGUCAACGUUGCCCGCGUCAUCAACGCCGAUCCCGAUACCAAGGACUACCUCCAACUGUACUUCCUCCCUGACUACUCUGUCUCUCUCGCCGAAGUCCUCAUCCCCGCUUCCGAUAUCAGUCAGCAUAUCUCGACUGCCGGAACUGAAGCCUCUGGUACUUCCAACAUGAAGUUCUGUCUCAAUGGAGGCUUGUUGCUUGGUACCGUUGACGGUGCUAACAUUGAGAUUGCGGAGGAGGUUGGAGAGCAGAACGUGUUCUUCUUUGGUCACUUGACUCCUGCUGUUGAGGAUCUUCGCUACCAGCACAUGUACCACCCUAUUCCCAUCGAACAGAAGUGCCCUGCCCUUGCCAAUGUCUUGAACAAAAUCUCGUCUGGCAUGUUCGGCGAUGGUAGUGUCUACGAGCCACUCUUGAGCACCAUCAGGCAGACUGAUUACUACCUCCUCACUGAGGACUUCGACUCCUACAUCGCUGCUCUCGCCAUGGUUGACGAGGCCUACCAGGACAAGGAGGAAUGGAUCAAGAAGUCGAUCAGGACGACUGCUAAGAUGGGCAAGUUCAGCUCUGACCGAGCCAUCUUGGAAUACGCCGAGUCGUUCUGGAGCGUCGAGCCCACUCCUGUUGCGUAAAUCCUCUUGGACGCAGUAGAUCUUCCCCGCCUGUGAUAGGGGUAAGAUGGACGUUUGCUGGAUCUUGGCUUAGACUCUCCUCUUUCGUUUCAUUCCCAUUCCCUCUUUCUGCGAUUGCGCCUUUAGACGAUGGCUUGCUCGCCUUUUGUUGGUUCUGUUUUCAUUUGCGUUUACGAUUUCUACGUUUUUCCAAGGGCUGAUAUACUUAUUGCUUAUGAUCUAGUUUGUGCUGUUGUUGUACCAGUGCUAAAUCUUCUUGCAUAUUUGUUUGUAGUCGUGUAUGAAGUUGUACUUACUCACAAAAUGAUAGAUGGACUCUUUU
Coprinopsis cinerea okayama7#130 is the source of this 3014-nucleotide messenger RNA. Its product is annotated as glycogen phosphorylase. Gene Ontology annotation, molecular function: pyridoxal phosphate binding; glycogen phosphorylase activity. The transcript is spliced from 32 exons. The record is from RefSeq and is a predicted model, not a curated record. NCBI's taxonomy places the organism in Eukaryota, Fungi, Basidiomycota, Agaricomycetes, Agaricales, Psathyrellaceae. Gene Ontology annotation, biological process: glycogen catabolic process. The coding region runs from base 53 to 2692 and encodes 879 amino acids. Gene Ontology annotation, cellular component: cytoplasm.